Molecule: messenger RNA, 1296 nt
Organism: Epinephelus moara (kelp grouper)
Lineage: Eukaryota; Metazoa; Chordata; Actinopteri; Perciformes; Serranidae
Product: vomeronasal type-2 receptor 1-like
Exons: 6
Coding region: 1-1107 (368 amino acids)
Biological process (GO): G protein-coupled receptor signaling pathway
Cellular component (GO): membrane
Molecular function (GO): G protein-coupled receptor activity
Source: RefSeq, a predicted model, not a curated record
AUGUCUUUAUUUUUACAUAUCAACUUGUUCUUGCUCAUGUGUUUCAUUUUGUUGUAUUUCUACUUUUCUUAUGCCAUGAUCUCUCCUCUUGAUUCCACCUCCUGCCAGUUACUGGGACAGUUUCAUCUAAAUGGGAUGCACAUGGCAGGAGAUGUGGUUCUGGGUGGGUUGUUUGAGAUCCACAUCUUUUCUGUCUUUCCUGACCUGUCUUUUACCUCAGAGCCACAACACCCUACCUGCCACAGUUUUGAUGUUCUAGGAUUCAGGCAGGCCCAGACCAUGGCCUUUGCUAUUGAUGAGAUCAACAGAAAUUCCAACCUGCUGCCUAAUGUGACUCUGGGAUACAGUCUUUAUGACAACUGCCUCUCACUAGGCAUUGGAUUCCGUGCAGCAUUGUCAUUAGCCAGUGGUCAAGAGGAGCAGUUCAUAUUAGAUAAGACCUGUGCAGGAAACCCUCCGGUAGUAGGGAUUGUGGGUGAUGCUUCCUCUACACGUUCCAUUGCCAUCUCUGCUGUCUUAGGUUUGUACCGAGUACCUAUGGUGAGUUAUUUUGCCACAUGUUCGUGCCUGAGCGACCGGCAGAAGUUCCCAUCCUUUUUUCGGACGAUCCCAAGUGAUGCUUUCCAGGUGCGUGCUAUGAUUCAGAUUCUCAGGCGCUUUGGCUGGACUUGGGCAGGUCUGCUGGUCAGUGAUGAUGAUUAUGGACUCCAUGCUGCCCGAUCCUUCCAAUCUGACCUGGCUCAGUCUGGUGGAGGCUGUCUGGCCUACUUAGAGGUUUUGCCCUGGGGCAAUGAUCCAGCUAAACUAAGGAGGAUUGUGGAUGUUAUGAGGAAAUCUACAGCUUGUGUGGUCAUUGCGUUUACACAUGAAAAUCUCAUGAUAAACCUCAUGAAAGAGGUGGUGAGGCAGAAUCUUACAGGCCUGCAGUGGAUAGUCAGUGAAGCCUUUACUACCGUGCUUCAGACUCCUCAGUUCAUGCCAUACCUGGGUGGCACUCUGGGCAUUGCUAUCCGUCGAGGACACAUACCAGGGUUCAGGGACUUUCUGCUACAAACGCGGUCUGACCUACAACACAACAGCUAUGGAAAUAUCCUGGUGAGAAUUUAACCUUGCAAUUUAGUUUGUUGUUGUUUUGUUUUGUUCUCUGCUGUACUGAACACACACCAAACCAUGACUCCAACCCGGGACUUUUGUCUAAUGUAACACCCCUAUUUUCAAUACAUUUCAGGUAAAAAAGUUUUGGGAACACACAUUUCAGUGUAGAUUUGCACCACCUCAAGCAGGUUGGUUGGAAGC